AUGGUGCUGCUGAACGGCGUCAAGUACGCAUGCGAGCGGUGCAUCCGCGGGCACCGCGUCACGACAUGCAACCACACGGACCAGCCGCUGAUGAUGAUCAAGCCCAAGGGGCGGCCGUCGACAACAUGCGCGCACUGCAAGGAGCUCAAGAAGAACCGCAACGCGCACCCGUCAGGGGUGUGCACAUGCGGGCGGGAGGAGAAGCGGCGGCAGCUGCGGGCGGCGAAGGAGGAGGCGCGGGUGCGCGGCCGGCGGUGCCGCUGUGCGGACCGCGAGGCGUGCGUGUGCCACAAGACGCGGCGGCGGCGGGACGACGGCGAGGCAGGGUCUGCGUCGGAGCAGUCGUCGGUGGACGGUCACGUGAUGGGAAGCCCACACGAGCCCUGGGACGCCGCGUCAGCGGCGUCGUCGCUGCCGCCGGAGCUGUCGCUGGAGAGCGCGACUCCGCUGGGGCUCGAGCCGCUGCAUGCGAUGAAGCCGAUCACGCCGCUAACACGGACCCACGUUGGCGAGGUGUCGAUCCCGCUGCACGAGUACGUGCCUGCUGAGCUGGACAAUAGCGUGCAGUCCGCAAACCCGCUGUUGAACCUAAACGACCGGAUCUGCCUGCAGGAUGGAGCGGGCCGCGAAGAGCGUUUGAGCUUCUUCGCCGACACCUCCAAGGCUCGGCCGAACUACAGCGAGCUGAAGCAGCGGCGACUGGCGCGAGCGGUGGACGGGACGUACGCGCAGUCCAUGCGCUCUGCGUCGUCGACAGAGCUCGCUAGCCCGGCGGCUUCGGCGUCGUCGGCGUCGCUUUUGCACACACUGAACAGCUCAGACUCGUUGUCGUCGUAUUUGACGGCAGGAGGGUCUGCGUACUACAGCACGCACUACCAGGACAUGUUACAUCAUUCCUUUUCUCACCUGGGGAGCAUGCCGCUUGCGCCAUCGCCGCAGAGCAGUGCUACUGCGACGCAUCUGACUGGAGGUGACCAGCCGCCGACAAGCCAAUUUCUCGAUUCGCCGGACCCGGCGUACCGCCACCCGGCGUACCGCCACCCGGCAUCCAUUUUGCAUCCUCCCACUGGCCAAGCAGGGGACGCUACAGCACCCGCGCAGUGUCAGGUUGCUCCGGCUAUGGUACAACCCGUUCGCCAGCGAUCUGUCAGCAUUCACAGAAACCAUCGCUACGAAAAGUUUCCUACAAGUAAUCCCAGCCAGCCGAAGGACUCCCCGUUGGGUCCUGUAGCCGUCUUGGCAGCGCACAGUUUCCAGGACUUGUCUUCUGUUGGUCAGAGUACUAGGCAGGAUGCGUUUGCUUAUUCCAAUCACAGUGUUGUGGCUAAUGAUCGCCAGCCCUCUUUACCGCGAAACCCUGCCCCAGACUCCACGUUCACUGCGGAGUUUAACCAGCUGCUAUCUGAAUCCAGCAACUGCCUUGAGCUUGAUUCUAUAUUCUCAGGCAACUCAGUUCUCUGGAAUGGCGAGACCUUAACCUCUGAAGCAAGAGCUACCCUCGAGGGCGAUGUGCCAUCUGUCUCGGAAGAUGCCCGCGACGACAGCCAGGCAAAUUCUGCACAGAAUGGCCCUGAAGUAUUGAGUCUAGCGGACACUGAGUAUGCGGACCUGGAUAGUUUGAUCACUAAUUUGUAG
This is a messenger RNA of Eremothecium gossypii ATCC 10895, 1635 nucleotides long. It is a transcript of the gene CUP2, whose product is annotated as Cup2p. The transcript has a single exon. Gene Ontology annotation, biological process: intracellular copper ion homeostasis; positive regulation of transcription by RNA polymerase II; intracellular iron ion homeostasis. Gene Ontology annotation, molecular function: RNA polymerase II cis-regulatory region sequence-specific DNA binding; copper ion binding; DNA-binding transcription factor activity, RNA polymerase II-specific. NCBI's taxonomy places the organism in Eukaryota, Fungi, Ascomycota, Saccharomycetes, Saccharomycetales, Saccharomycetaceae. Gene Ontology annotation, cellular component: nucleus. The record is from RefSeq and is marked provisional. The coding region runs from base 1 to 1635 and encodes 544 amino acids.